This is a messenger RNA of Tuber melanosporum (Perigord truffle), 3825 nucleotides long. RefSeq lists its product as uncharacterized. Gene Ontology annotation, molecular function: zinc ion binding; DNA-binding transcription factor activity, RNA polymerase II-specific; RNA polymerase II cis-regulatory region sequence-specific DNA binding. The transcript is spliced from 2 exons. Gene Ontology annotation, cellular component: chromatin. The record is from RefSeq and is a predicted model, not a curated record. Gene Ontology annotation, biological process: DNA-templated transcription; regulation of transcription by RNA polymerase II. The coding region runs from base 409 to 3825 and encodes 1138 amino acids. Lineage: Eukaryota; Fungi; Ascomycota; Pezizomycetes; Pezizales; Tuberaceae.
CUAGUCGAGAAAGAGAGGGAGGGAAAAGGAGUGACUAGGUUUCCGUGCAGGUUGCAAGCGGAAUUUAUUAAAAGGCAUCGGCGACCGCCUCCUACGGCACCAGUAGCUUGGGAACGCGGGAUCGAAAAAGGGCUACCGAAAGUGAGUAUUCGGUUGUCGCUGCAUCAUUACCUCCCCUCCACCCCUAGGGGCCAUGUGAACUUUUGUGGAGGUUCUGCUUCAUCUUUGAUUUUGGGUUUCUUGAAACGUGCUUGUACGGACGUUCUGGUCGAGAGGAGAGUGUAACUGGCGAAAGAGUUGUUGAUAUACCGCAGAGUUCCCAACCACUCUUAGCUAUUAUCGGAUCAUUAUAUAUCGUGCCCCACUCUCAACUAUCGCCCUCUUGUGUGGCCCUUCUUGGUCUCAGCCAUGGCUCACCUCCAUCACCACCACUCACAGCACAGCAGUUCUGCUCCGGGCCAUCCACAGCAACAGCAACAGCAACAGCAUCAUCAGCAAUCUCUUCAGGCGCUCCAACAGGAGCGGUACCAGCUUGCUUCGGCCGUUUUUCAACUUGAUACUGGGCUAGAGUUACCACAGACUGAAAUGUUAACCAACCAACCCCAUGCACUACGUCCCUUGCAGUCGCAAGGGCAGUCUUCCUCACCCACCAGUUUCCACCUGAGCAUGGACGCGCAUCAAGUUUCGGGCCCUGGAGGACUAUUAACCCAACUUCCGACUUCUCAAGCGCCCACCAUAGAAUCACAAGUUCGCAUGCAAUACCAGCCUCCCACUCUUCACCACUCGCGCACCCCUUCAGACCCUAGCUCCUUCUUAGAGAUGCAGCCUCAUAUGUCUCUUCACCAAAGCUUACAAUCUAUGUCAAAUCCACCACCUCCGUCUUCCCCGGUUCGAUCUACUCACCAGCAGUCGCACCAACAGCAUCACCGGCAUGUUCAACAACAGCGGCAAGCCCCAGCCACCUUGCGACCUAUGCCGCCGCCCACAACUGACAGGCAAGGAAAUCGGAUGGUGAUGUCAACCUUGGGAUCUUCUGGCCCAAUCCAGGGCUCCGGAGUUGGCACACCUUCAAAUAGGUCCCGGGUAGGAAUGGGUUCAGAAAUUUUGGCGACAUCGGGAGCCGAGAGCCAGGUAGGAGAGCCUCCUUCCCUAACUUUACCAGGGAACGCAAACCCUAGGCCAAGUAGUGGACAGAGUAGUGGUCGUGUUUCUGGUGGUCACACUGGAAUAACGCCUGGGGCGACAAGUCAAAUCACCCCGGUGAAGGAUCAGGAUGGGAAAUUUCCUUGCCCUCAUUGCCCUAAAACGUAUCUUCAUGCAAAGCAUUUAAAGAGACAUCUUCUGAGACAUACUGGUGAUCGCCCUUACCAAUGUAUUUUAUGUAAGGAUACGUUUUCAAGGUCAGAUAUCCUGAAGAGACAUUUUCAAAAGUGCUCUAUCAGGAGGGGAAAUCCUACUGGGGCAACACAUUUAAGCCAUGCGCAUGCUCACCAACAGGGAAGACGGCCUAAUCACCAUCAUCCUGCUCCCCCUCCACCACCACCUCCGCCUCCUCUGCCGGCGGAGAGUCCGAUCUCAACUCCCAUUGUUGCUCCUGCGGAAGGGUCCGAUAGAUUCUCUCCGGAAUCAUCCUCGGAAGGGAGGGGAUCGACUACAAGAUCUUGUGACCAAUGCGUAAGAUCGGGGGCCCAAUGCGACUCAGGCAACCCCUGCGAGAGAUGCCGGAUGAGGGACGGAGUGGAAUGCUCUUACUCGGGGAUCCCUCGAAGAACAGAUUCUGGGAGCGAAAUUGGUUUGAUGUCGAUGCCCGAGCUUUCGGAUUCAUCAACAUUAAAAGGUCAACCAGUGGGAUACGGGGAAGGAUUCAAUUUCCCCCCACCGACACAUCCUCAUGCUCAUGUGGCGCAUUCGGGUCGACAUUCCCUUUCGCCCCCGCAACGGCAAUCACAAACUCCUGAUAGCCAACAACAAUCGUCCCACCAUGCCGGGGUCUCACAAUCUCCUGCAAAUCCGUUUUAUAACAGUGGAUGGGAGAAUUUAAUAGAGUUACCGGAGCAGCAAUUUUUGCCAUUUUAUUUGCCUCCAUCUACACAAUCCCCUAGUGAUGGCAUUAGCACUUCUGUAGGUGGAAUAGACCAAUCCCUCCAGGAUAGUGACCAACCAGUAUAUGGCAUGUACUUCCCCACUGAUCUAACGGACAUGCCGCCUCUGGGCCCAUUAGGAGGAGUGUUUGGUGGCUGGGAUAUUACACAACAAAUCGACCCAUUACAAGUCAAAUGUGACCAGCUCAUCGCAAUCUGCUUUCCGGAAAGCCCCGGCCGGGGAAACUCAUCUGCCGGAUCACCUGACCAAAGGAUUGAAUCAGAUUCUACAGCCGAGGAUUUGAAAAAGUGGCUGACCCCGGAUCAUGUUAAGCAUUUUGUCCGGUUGUUUUUUAUCAAUUUCCAGGGGCAUUUCCCGAUGAUCCAUUUGCCGACUUUCAACAUGCUCACCAUAGCAGACGGUCUCUUGCUUGCCAUGAUCUGCAUUGGUGCAGUCUAUUCAGAUAAGGGCAUCACAGCUGAGGAUGUUCGGGCGAUGAUCGAUAGGUCUUUUGCAGCAUUGGAUGGAGCUGAUCACGGUUUGAGCGAUGGGAGCCAGGUAUCGACCUCAUGGCAACUAGAAGAAAUCCAGGCCCGAUAUUUCCUUCAUGUAUUAUCUGCUUGGCAUGGUACUUUCCAUCAAAGAGAAAACACCAGAAGGGCCUACGGGACUGUUAUCACAAAAGCCCGGGAAGCAGGCCUUUUCUCUCCAUUCACACCUAGCAAUCCGGGAGCCGCAGGGUUUAGCAUAUGCCAUCAGGUUGGAGACCACCAGUCAUCAAGUCCGGCAGAUUGGGAUUGGGCGUCGUGGGUAGAGCAGGAAAGAAGGAAUAGGGUGAUGUUUGGGAUCCUGCUCUUGGACACCGCAUAUGCAAUUUUCUUCAACCACCCCCCACGCGUGAACCUCCACGAUAUCAGGUUAACACUACCGUCUGAUGAUGCUUCCUGGGAUGCCCUGGAUGCCGAGGAAUGCGCCAAUGCCUUGGGACUGAAUGGUGAAGGGCCGAAUAUUAAGAAUAUAACUGGUUCCAGGAGAGUACAACAGCCAGAAUUUAUGGCAACCGUGACCGCGCUUCUUGAACCUUCUCAAGAGUUCAAGCCGGGGACCACGAAUGCCUACUCAAAGUUUAUUCUUGUUCAUGCCCUGCACUCGCAUAUAUGGGUUACUCAACAGAGGCUGCCGAACGCUACCGAAAUGGGAAUUGGCCAGGCAAUAGGGAGCAUGACUAAUUCAUCCCUGGAAUGGAAGAAUGAAGGCGGUGUAUUGAGCGCCAAUGGCGGGAGCAGUGGGAGGGGAACACCAGAAGGAUUCAUAGAUAACACUCUAAUCGGUUGUCAGCAACGACCCAACACCUUAUCGGAAGCAGCCCGCGCGGUAAGGAUCUGCCAAUACUCGUUGGAGAAGUGGAAGAAAGCGUGGGAGACAGAUCUUCAUAGCCAAUUUCCACUACCCACUGCAAGAGUGGGUUUUGGGCGGGACGGAUUGCCCUUCUAUUGGCUGGCGAAGCUGUACCUUGCACGUAACCGGACAACCGAAUGGAGGCAUGGAAUCGACGAUGAUCGGACGGUUGCUAGGGUUAAGAAUAUGUUGAAGCAUGUGCGAGGGUUUAUCGCGGACGAUACUGGAAGACUGGACCUGCAGGGUGCUGUGUCGGCGAUAGAUGAUGGAUACGCUAUGGAUGAACUCACCUAUGAUAUGAAGUUGCUAUUUAGGCCUAUCGGGACGGAUUCAUCGCCGAGCUAG